GCCUGACCAACCCGCUGCUCAUGUUGCUGCAGUAUCUGGCGCCCGUGAUGGCGCUUGUGUGCGGCAUCUUCUCGCUGCUGCACGAGCCGUGGUCCUCGCUCGCCUCCUUGCCCUACUUUGACACGUGGCCUCACGCCCUCUGGACCCUCGCCGUCAUGCCCGUGGGGGGCGUCCCUCGCCUUCUGCAUGGCUGUCGCGCAACAAGGCACAUGAGUCUGAAGGCCAUCGGGUGCACGCGCUCAGUGAUGAGCUCCUCCCUCACCACCCGGGGGCAGGCCCUCAGACCAACUCUAGCUGCCUUUUGA
Messenger RNA from Closterium sp. NIES-65, 305 nucleotides. NCBI's taxonomy places the organism in Eukaryota, Viridiplantae, Streptophyta, Zygnematophyceae, Desmidiales, Closteriaceae. The record is from the annotation of a GenBank genome assembly.